ACGUACUCUGUGGCCGGGGAUUACCGGCGUCUACCGUUGCUGACGCAGUUUCAGCAGUUUGGUUGUUUAUUAUUGACUGUUGCUUGUUAUGAGUUAAGACAUUAUAUUGGUACAUUCGGCCUUUCGGCCGAUUUGCCUAUCGGUUACUAUAAAAAAGUGUGGUGAAAACUGUGUAACGAAGCUAUAGUUUACUGAUCACUACGGCGGGGAGGCUGUUUUGCAGAAUUAAAAAUGAACAAGUUUUGUAAAGUUUGUGGCUAUGUUGACGAAGCGUACGAUGAAAAUCCUGCUAUCCAUCAUGAGGAUACUCCAAAACAUAUGUGUAAUUUAAUUUUACUAAAUUAUAAUAAUAACAAGUCCUACUUCAGUAAAAAUAAACAUGGGGUAAAAAUUUUUGGCCAUGCAGAAAGUUUGCCAAUGAAUACGGCACAUGUAAGGAAAGUUGAAAAUUGUGAUCAUCACAAGAUUCAAAUUGUUGUAAAACCACAUCAGCAAGUAAAGUUUACAUUUGACAUAAGUAAUGACAUGAAAAAAGAGGAUCUGUUUAUAAUUGGUGUUCAACUUGCCCACCCUCAACCACAAUUUUUCAUGAAAGAAAAUCCAUACAUCUUUGGAGAAGAACCAAAUGUCAUUGCCAAAAAAACAUCAUUGAAGGGAAAAGUGUGUAUAAUAUUUAAUGCAGCAGAUAUCGGACAGUAUGAGAUGCCAAUUAUGUUUACACUUUUCCGUCAAAGUGAUAAUAAGAACCUUAUUUUCAUCAGAGAAAUGGUAGUGUUAGUACAAGAGCACAGUGAAACAUACGCUACAAUAAAGUAUCCAUACACAGAUGGUAUUUUUGAAAAAUCCCCGUUUGCUGUCUGUUCCACAAGCCAUCCAUCAUGCUCGAAUUUCACAGUUCCUAAGUUAUUGAAGACUCUCUUGCCCCUCGGACUGGCGGAAAAUUCAUUAGAGGGCUUGAAUUUACCUACUGAGGAACGAGAACAACUCGGGCUAUUAUUGAAUUCAACCAAAAUGAUCUUCGAUGAGGGCUACACCAAGAGGAAUUAUGUGGCCUUCUUCCAUCAUCUCCUGUGGUGGGAAGAAGUGGUUGCGAAGAUUAACUUGCGGAAAUACAACAUGUUUGGCGUGAAGCUAUUUAAGAAAGAUGAGUUCUUUGUACUCGAAGUACCAGGCCUGGCUGAGAAGAGACCCUCUUUGUUGCGAGGUGAUCGAGUGUACGUCCGUUCACAAGUCGCGCCAGACUAUGUUUUUGAGGGCAAAAUUAAAAAUAUCGAUGAAAAUACGGUUUUGCUCUCUGCACUGGACUCAAGCUUUUUGGUGCUCUACCACCCCGAAGCAUUAUUCGACGUCCGAUUCAUAAUGUCGCGUGUGCCAAAAGAGCGGAUGCAUGAAGCCGUCCACAAACUCUUUACGAGUAAACAAGAAACAAGAGUAUUUCCCCAACUGAAUCCGAAGCAGGUGCCUCUUCAGAGGAUCACAAGAUUCCAUAACGACAAAAUAGCUAGCAACCCAGAACAGCGAGCUGCCGUUGCACACAUAGUGUCAGGGACCCAUGGCCUCGCCCCGUACAUUGUCUAUGGCCCGCCCGGAACUGGAAAGACUAUGACCAUUGUUGAAGCGAUUAUUCAGCUUGUGGUCCGAAACCAAAGGAAUCGGGUGUUGGUUUGCACGGACUCAAACAUGGCGGCGGAUCACAUCGCUUUGAUGCUUCUUCAGUAUAAUAAGCAACUCAACAUUACAAAUUUUCUAUUCCGAGCUAACUCGCAGUGCCGUGAAUGGACGACGAUGUCGCCAGAAUUAGCAUCAGUGUCGAAUGGUAUUAGCUUCGAGACGUUUUAUUCUGUUGGCAACGCCCAAGUGGCUACGUACAGGAUAUUAGUGACCACGCUGUUACAUGCUGCUAAAUAUGCAUCACUGCGCAGCCAGGCAAGUCAAAAACUCCAAAUGACCCAUCUGUUUGUGGAUGAAGCAGCUCAAGCGUGUGAACCAGCGGUGUUGGUCCCCAUCACAGGGCUUUUAUCUCCAAAUGGGAAGCUCAUUCUGGCUGGGGACCCUCAACAGUUGGGACCCGUUUGCAUUUCCAUGCAGGCGAAGGAAAGAGGUUUAGGCACAUCGUUGUUGGAGCGUCUACGCUCGACGUACACGAACAUAUACGAAUCAAACCCGGACUACAUGACAAUGCUUGUGCAGAACUUCCGCUCCGACCCUGAUAUAUUGGCCAUACCCAAUGAAUUAUUCUAUCGAAAUAAUCUAAAGGCCCUUGCCCCAUUGGACCCGUUGAGCAAAACCAGUAUCCUGGGCCUACCUGGCGGAGACAGUGCAGUUGUCUUCCACGCAGUUAACUCUCGAGAACAAAGAAUGGGAAAUGCGCCCAGCUAUUUCAAUGAGAGGGAACUGGAAAUGUUGAAGCGCUACACACAAGCCUUGCUGGAUGACCACAAUGUGUUGCCAAAGGACAUCGGAGUGAUCGCACCAUACAUUAGACAGGUGUACAAGAUGAAGGGCUGGCUCAACAGUAUCAACGUGCCCGACAUCGAGGUGGGGACAGUGGAGUCAUUCCAGGGGAAAGAGAAGAGGGUAAUUCUUGUGUCCACAGUGCGGGCAAACUGUCGUCUACUUGAGUACGAUGCCAAAUACAGCCUGGGCUUCUUGGUUGAUGACAAGCGUUACAACGUGACGUUGACACGAGCUAAAGCAAAGCUCAUAAUAAUCGGAAACCCGACUUGCCUCGUAAGAGACCAAAAGUGGCGAAAGUACAUGGACUUCUGUAAAGAGAAGAAUUGCUACUACGGCAUUGAAUCUCAGCAAAUUGACAGGUCUACCGCCCUUUUGGUGGAAAUCGCGAAGACUCGGUUUGACAAGUGCCGCCUGACUGAUGAGCUCAAGAAUUAAUAGACAGGUAAGGAAGAAGGGUCCAAUAAAAAAAAAAAUAAAGAAAGCAUAAAUGAUUAAUUGAACGACAACAAAAUAUAUCGAGUUGUCAGUUUAAUUUUAUAGAUUUUAUGCUCAUUAGGGAUUUAAUACAUGUCUAAUUAUCGAAUUACUAUAUAAUAUAAUCAACCCGAGACAUUGUCUCCUACAUAAAAAUUAUUAAGUGUUAGUGUGGUAAGAUUUUAGGGAAAAAAAUUGAUGUUUUAAAAACUUAUUACUGUUUGUUUUAACUAUUUCAACAAAAUAUAUCGUGUUGAAAUUACAGUAGUUAAAAGAAUAGGUUUUAUGUAUUUUAUUACACAAGUCCACUUUGAACCAUUUCUAUUAUACAAGUUUUGAUAUCAUUAAAUUUUCUUCUUAGAUGAUAAUGCCAAUAAAUAUAAAAAUGGCUAUUUGAAAUCUGAAAAGAAAGUAAAAUAAUAAUGAUUAGAAAUUUAAAUGUAUUAUAGAGAUUCCACAGAAAUUAAACUAACAUGAAAACUAUUUGUGAUCUAUAUUCUUCUAGACUUCUACAAAAAAUAUUUUGAUGGCCUUUUUUCUGAAAAUCUAUUGCUCACCACUAGCUAGUAAAACUUGCAUUUUUAUUAUUUCCAAAUAGCUGAGUUUGUAUCUUGUAUUCCUAAAAUAACAAUUACAGUAUUGUAUUUUCAUUUUUAUAUCUGACUGACAUUGAUUUAAAAAUUUUUUAGUCUAAUCACCGAUCAGCUCUCUUUAUUUCACCCUGUCACAAGGUAAUAUAUUGUGAUAUUUGUUAUAAUGGUUUUAAAACCUAUAGCAUUAGUAUAUUAUGUAGUAUUAUAUUAUUUAGAAUAUAAGAAAUACAUUAUUUUUUAUGGACAGCUUUAUUGUCAUUUGGGAAUUUAUAUUGUGGUUGAACAUUAAAGUUGACUUGAAUUAUUUUAUUAAAAAGAAAUUACGAUUCAAAAUGAUUUUAUGUGUACUUAUACCAAUUAGUUAUAUAUAAAAAUUGUUUUGAUUGUUGUUAUUCAAUUUUGUACUGGUAAUUCCAAUUUAUAAAUACUAUUUGCCCUUACACCAAAUUAAUCUUUAUUCAUUUAAAAGAGCUAAAUAUCUGUAUUCUUUCCUUCUGCUCUGUUUGCCAUACUAUUUGCUCAUUUAAUGACUAAAGAUUAUUUGAGUUUCCACUACAUGUUGAUGAUGAAAUUACUAUGCUAGUAAUCUUUUCUUGUUAAAUAUCUUGAUACAUUACCAUGGGCCAGUCUAUUGAUGCUUAUUAUUAACAUUUUAGUUUCAUAGUCAACAAUUUGGUUUGAAAUAAUAUAACAGGGUUUUUUAGUAAUGUAACUGUAUUGGUGACCAAAUAUAAAAUUUAAUUAUUACAUUUAUUUUAUAAAAACUCUUUUACUAUAUUAUUUUUUUUAUUUGGUUGUCAACAGAAUAUGUAAUAAGUAUUUGGUACUGUGAUUUUUAAUUAAUUGUUGUAAGUAGAUAUAAUUUUUUUUAAUAAAUGGUUUAAGUAUA
Messenger RNA from Pieris napi, 4413 nucleotides. Its product is annotated as RNA helicase Mov10l1-like. NCBI's taxonomy places the organism in Eukaryota, Metazoa, Arthropoda, Insecta, Lepidoptera, Pieridae. The record is from RefSeq and is a predicted model, not a curated record. Gene Ontology annotation, molecular function: 5'-3' RNA helicase activity; RNA binding. The transcript is spliced from 20 exons. Bases 232 to 2892 code for a protein of 886 amino acids.